AUGCUGGCCUCCGCCACCUGGUCAGAGAUCGUGGCGGAGAUCCCCAGUGAGAAGGUGGUCCCUGCGCCUCCGUCCAGGAGUAGACGCGUGCUCCCCGGCCUGCAGACCCCCAAGCUCAGGAAACGCCAGCCACUGACCUGCAGCUUCCUCUUUACAAAGUCCCUGAGGACGCGCACGGCUGCUGCUGCGGUGGCCUCCGCGGGCCUGGGCCGGGGUCCCUCGCCCUCCGCCGGGCGGGCCGGCCGGUCGUGGGCCAUGGGGGCCGCUGAUGAGAACGCACAGCCGCUUGGCAACCGAGACUGGCGAGAGCCGCAGGCACCAGGAGCGGGCAGAGAGCGCCGGGGUGACGGACCGGCCGGCCCACGCGAUGGCCCGGACGCUGCGGCGCUCCAGGGCGAGGCCACGAUCACGGGGAGGGCGGGGUCCGGCCGGCGGCGCGGCGCGCGGUCCCCACUUGCAGGAGGCGGCGGGGACAUCGCCGCAGCGCGCUCGGUGACCGGAGUCCAGCCGCAGACUCGGCACACGGCACCCCCCCGCGCCGCCCCCGCUCUCUGGCUUCGGGCUCAGCCGGCUUCAGUGCAUGAGUCAGUGAGGACCGAGCAACAAGCACCCAGUCCGAGGGCUCAGACAGUGGACGCCCGCGCUCACGUCUGCGGGCCGGAAGUCCUCCAGGCCGGUGCUCCCGCCCCUCUCCUCACCUUUCCCCCGGUCCGCACACGCCGUUCCUCUGCGCAUGUCUGUGCCCUGGGCGCCUUGCUCACAAGGACGCGACUCAUACGGGAUCAGGGCCACCCUAACGAUGUCGCUGUCAUCUAA
Messenger RNA from Rangifer tarandus platyrhynchus (Svalbard reindeer), 816 nucleotides. The record is from the annotation of a GenBank genome assembly. Lineage: Eukaryota; Metazoa; Chordata; Mammalia; Artiodactyla; Cervidae.